AUGUCAAAGAUAGUUAAGAUAAGUGAUAUCAAGGAACCUCAAUCUUAUCUGUACGAUGCCAGAAUGAUGGUGUAUUGUUAUGUACUAUAUAUCGAGCCAAGAAUUGGUAAAGGUCCUUUUAGAUUGUUCAUAACAGAUUUUUCAACUAAUAAUUGCGUAUAUAAUGGGUAUUCUAAUAUUCAAGUAAUGGAAGCUUUUGACCUUUCCCCUGAUCAGAUGUUCCAAGUUGACGUUUAUGAUGAAAGGAUGAAAGAAUUCUUGCUAUCCUAUUCAAGAGUCAAAGGAGAGGUGUUAAAUAUACCUGCAGGCGAAUCAGUGAAUUUAAGUGAACUAGGAAUAAUUGCAUUGAUCCAUUUCAAACCAAAAAUGUAUAAUAAUUCUUUGGAGGGUAAGGCCAUAGAAAUAGAGGUUCUUAACAAGAAUUACAUUUCCAAUAAUUCUUCAUCACCAAAAUUGAAUGAUUUGUGUCGAGAAAUUUCCAACAAGUUCCCAAAAGAUAAGAAAAAGAUUUUGACCACCAUUUUACCAUUACAAUUUUAUGAUUUAAAUCUACUCAAAGAAGAUGAAGUACCGCCAGAUAAUUCACAAUUAUACAGAAGUAGUCAAAUCCAAGUGGAAAACACUGUAAAUAAUAUAUCCACUGGAUAUGGUAAAGGGUUCUAUGUCAAAGAUGAGGUAAACGAAAUGGUUCCCGGGAAUGCAUAUUUAGACGAUAUGGUCGACGAUCCAGAUAACAGUUCACACAGUUUUGAUAAUGCAAGAAUACUUCCUGGCCAAUCACGUAAAAGAGAUGAAACUUCAAGUUUAGGAAUAUAUUCUGAUAACUCAUUCACUGUGGAGGAUAUUUGUAAGAUGGAUUUGACUGUGGAUAAUAUGGUCUAUCCAAUAACUGCCAUAUUAAUGGAUACAAUACCAUCCGACUUAAGUCACUUGAUCGUGAAAUGCUGUGAAAUGGUUCAUGGUAAGUUGAAACUAUCUGAUCCUAUUUUACGACCUUUGGAAAUGAUUUUUUGCAGCCAUCCAGCAACAUUUUUAAAUAAUAUGAACAGCUUAAGAGUUUUCAUAGAACCAGAGCAAUUCUUGGACCUUCUAGAUACUCCGAUAGAACUUCUUUAUGCCAAACCAGAACUUAUACAACAAAAAUUAGAGAGCAUUAAACGGAAGAAAUCUCAAUAUAACAUAUAUAAGAAGAAAAUAGUUUUAGGUGACAGUUCCAUAGUAAUAUGGUGUACUAAGUAG
Messenger RNA from Yamadazyma jaroonii, 1239 nucleotides. The record is from the annotation of a GenBank genome assembly. NCBI's taxonomy places the organism in Eukaryota, Fungi, Ascomycota, Pichiomycetes, Serinales, Debaryomycetaceae.